Molecule: messenger RNA, 504 nt
Organism: Capsaspora owczarzaki ATCC 30864
Lineage: Eukaryota; Filasterea; Ministeriida; Capsasporidae
Exons: 1
Source: RefSeq, a predicted model, not a curated record
CGCGCGGCCAUCAUCACAGAAUUCGCGCCCGUUACUUCCACGGAUAUUCGAGCACGAUCUUACGUCAAAUUAUUCAACAGCGCCACCGUAUCGCUCAAUCUGGCGAACGUUAAUUUGCGCGAUAAAGGCUCUUUGGUUAAUUCAUUCACGGCUGCUGCUGUACUUCCGCCAAUGUCGUGCUCCUUGUUGUCGGGGUCCUCUAGCACGACCACCAAUGGUAACAUUACCGGCAUCGCUUCAUUUAACUCCGUCUGGUGGGCUUCCUCGAGCGACAUGGUCCGCUUAUCAGCCACAAUCACACCGGCGGAAGUGAUUGGGCAAGCCGUCUCGUUUGUUUCGUCUACAUGGCCCUCGCGAUCUGCUUACGCGUCCUACAUUCUGAAGGACUAUCGACAAACAGGAGAUACUCCCAGUCUGUGGCGAACCGGCUCUGUGACAUGGCCUGGAUCGGAUGAUUGGACUGAUGGGUGGUCUGCAGGCAGCACUGGAUAUGGAGAGCCCUAC